UGCUAAAUUCAGUUUGUUCAAAUGAGCUCAUAAAGAAGGUCUUACAUAUUAGACCAGUUGCCAAUAACAGGCAAAAAGCGACAGGAAACAUAUCAAGGAGUGUUAAACUGAUGCAAUGAAAUCCUCACGUGAAUCUAGGAAUCGGCAUCUCUCUGUCAAGGCACUGGAGAACAUUUUGGACAGUUGCAAAGUGGAGUUGACCCAAAUAGACGAAGUGUGGCCUAACCUUUAUAUUGGAAAUGUAGCAAUAGCCCAGGACAGGAGUGCAUUACAGAGAAUGGGUAUCACACAUGUAUUAAAUGCUACACAUUCCAAACAGGGAAGCUUGGGCAACCAAAGCUUCUAUGGCAAGAAGAUACAGUAUUAUGGCAUAGCUGCAGAGGAUUCCCCUGAAUUUGAUCUGAGUAUCUACUUCAAGGCUGCAGCUCAGUUUAUACACAAAGGACUGAAAAAAAAAGAUGGAAAGGUCUUAGUGCACUGCAUUCUGGGAAUGAGCAGAUCUGCCUCCUUGGUAUUGGCCUACCUCAUGCUAUAUCAUCAUCUCUCACUCGAGGACGUCAUCCGCAAAGUCAUUCAAACCAGAGCAAUUUAUCCAAACAGGAGUUUUCUAAAGCAGUUACUAGAUCUGGAUAUCCAGUUACAAAGCAAACUAAGAAUGUGUCGGCUUCUUUAGUGACAACAAGUGGAAAAGAAAGAAAAAAGAAAGAAGGAAAAGAAGUUCCUUUUAAUAAAUAUCUGUUAUUCCACUAGGUCUCAGUGUUAUUGAAUUUUUUCCCUGUCAUAUAAAUCAUUUCCUGCAUGAUGUGCAUACCAUACUAACAACCUGUUUUAGUCAUUAUAAAGGGUGGGACGGUAUUAUUUACAGCGUGAGUUCAUAUUUACUUAUGGCUUUGCUGUACACUAAUGUGCACUGAGUCACAAUUAACUCACUACUGGACCAUUUCUGGAAAAAAGUAAAAUAUUCAUGCAACUAAAAUCAGAUCUGCAUUUCAUGUUUAAAAUAAUAACAUACAAGUUAGAUACCAUUAUGUUAUAAUACCAGAGUAUUACCCUGAAGAAAGGUUAUGCAAUAGCAGGCCAAGACAUUAUUUAUAACGGCAAAGUAUAGAACUAAAGAUCAUCGGGUAAAAGAUAUCCAUCCAGCAGUACACUAUGUAACCCAUAUGUAACUUGCAAGACUGGACACCAUACUAGUGGGUUCAAGUAUGUGUUGCACUGGUGCUGGGUGACAGCAACUUUCCAUUUUUAGACAAGAAGAAAAUUAUUUUUCUGUUCACAUUGUAUUAGCCAGUUAUAACAUUUUAACUGAAUGGUACAGGGUACAUUACAACAUACAAUCAAAUGUCUGAUAGGUUUUUAAACCAUUGUCUAUAUUAAUAUUUAUACUGAUCUUUUAACAUAUGGAACUUAUACAUACAGUAUAUAAUAGCUCAGUUUUAUGAAUUGUUUUUGGGUGAAUGCAACUUGCAAUUUCUGCUUGCGUUUGCAGAAGUAUACAAAAAAAUUUAUAAUUAACAUGUAAAAAUUCUUAUUGUCUUUUUGCUUCUGAUAAAAUAAAUGAUGCUCUUCAUUCUACAAA
Acipenser ruthenus (sterlet) is the source of this 1579-nucleotide messenger RNA. Its product is annotated as dual specificity protein phosphatase family protein. The transcript is spliced from 4 exons. Gene Ontology annotation, biological process: protein dephosphorylation; negative regulation of MAPK cascade. The record is from RefSeq and is a predicted model, not a curated record. Bases 116 to 673 code for a protein of 185 amino acids. Gene Ontology annotation, cellular component: cytoplasm. Gene Ontology annotation, molecular function: protein tyrosine/serine/threonine phosphatase activity; MAP kinase phosphatase activity. Lineage: Eukaryota; Metazoa; Chordata; Actinopteri; Acipenseriformes; Acipenseridae.